Messenger RNA from Odobenus rosmarus divergens (Pacific walrus), 761 nucleotides. It is a transcript of the gene RBM11, whose product is annotated as RNA binding motif protein 11. NCBI's taxonomy places the organism in Eukaryota, Metazoa, Chordata, Mammalia, Carnivora, Odobenidae. The transcript is spliced from 5 exons. Gene Ontology annotation, molecular function: single-stranded RNA binding. Bases 1 to 714 code for a protein of 237 amino acids. Gene Ontology annotation, biological process: regulation of alternative mRNA splicing, via spliceosome. The record is from RefSeq and is a predicted model, not a curated record. Gene Ontology annotation, cellular component: nucleus.
AUGUUCCCUGCUCAGGAGGAGGCCGACAGAACGGUGUUUGUGGGGAAUUUAGAGGCCCGAGUACGGGAAGAGAUUCUUUACGAGCUGUUCCUUCAGGCUGGGCCAUUAACCAAAGUGACUAUAUGCAAAGACAGAGAAGGAAAGCCGAAGACUUUUGGAUUUGUCUGCUUUAAGCACCCUGAAUCGGUGUCUUAUGCCAUAGCUUUGCUGAAUGGAAUACGUUUAUAUGGAAGACCAAUUAAUGUACAGUAUCGAUUUGGGAGCUCUCGCUCUUCUGAACCAGCUAACCAAAGUUUUGAGAGCUGUGUUAAGAUAAAUUCACACAGCUACAGAAAUGAAGAAGUUGUGGCCAGAUCUUCCUUUCCCAUGCAGUUCUUUCCAAUUAACAGUGCAGCUUUACCUCAAGAAUAUUUUUUCCUUCAGAAGAUGUGGCAUGCCUAUAAUCCAGCCCUGCAGCUACCUUACUAUGAGAUGGCAGCACCGCUUCCUAAUAGCACGUCUGCAACGUCUUCACUAAAUUGUGCUCCAGAUCUGGAGGCUGGACCCAGCUCUUACGAAUGGACUCACCAACAGCCCAGUGACCCUGACCUUUAUCAGACGAAUAAACGAAAGAGGCAAAAACAAACCAGUGACAGCGAUAGUAGCACAGAAAACAAGAGGGGAAAUGAAUAUAGCCAAAAGUUCCAAAAGUGUAAGAAAAAGAAAAGAUAUUAGCAUUAUGUUCACAUGAAAUUUGCCUACCCUGUCAUCAUUUUCUUAAA